CAGAGUGCUCAUAGAUUAUACGACAGUACUCCCUGCGACUUUGGGAAAACGCUUUCCGUUCCGCUGAAUGCUGAAUUGACAGGCGCACAGGCGGCAAGAUACCGGUGGAUUCGAGGAAGAAUUUUUAAGCUUUGAGAAUGAUGUUUGUCACUCGAUACGGAGUCAGAAACGGCGUUUUUGAACUUCUCUCUCCCAAUUCGCAGCGAGACAUGCAUUUUGGUCAAGCUCCGUGAUUUUACCGACACGUGUUAACUAAAGCUUAAUUUUACCUCACAAGAAGGCCUUCUAAAUUAUCAUAAUGAAGAUAGAUUGCUUUUAUUUUUCUCUUUUCCAUUAGUAAAAAUCCGUACUGUACAGUGCAUGGUGGAAGAUCUGUGUUUCUGUCUAUUUGCAGUCGUUUCCUGGUGUUCAGAUGCUUGUUUUGUUGUGCUUGACGGCAGUAGGAGCUGAGCUUAGUUUGAAGCCUAAGUUUUGGGCUGUUGCAGAAUUUUAAGACCAAAGUCUGCUAUUGGUCGCAGUGCUUGUGUUGCUUGGCCAGUCAUGUCAGACCGUAGGAAGGUGUUGGAAGCUUUGGUAGCCAAGAGAAAGGCUGAAGCAGAAAGUGGGGAAAAGCAUAAAAGGAAAAGCAUAUCGUCAAUGACCUUUCCCACUAAAAAGCCAGCAAUAGGAGACAAAAGAAAGGUCAGUCCCCUGAAGAAGAAAGGCAAACUGAAAGAGGAAGAGAAGCCAAAACCAAAGCCAAAGCGUGUAUCGAAGAUGGACAAGUAUGAGACUGAUGAAGAGGAAGAAUCUGAAGAGGAGGAAGAGGAAGAAGUAGAUACCACAUCUGAUUCUGGUGAUGAUGACGAAGAUUCUGAAGAUGAAGAGACAUAUAAGAAAAAGAAACCUGUGAAAAAGCCUGUACUUCAAUCUAAGGGGAGAGCUCCUGUAAAAGGCUUGGGUUCAGGUCAGAAUAUCAAGGUGAAAGAUGGAAAAGAAAAAGGAUUUCUGAAAGGCAAGGGAAAGCCAAAAUCAAAGGCAGUAAAAAGUAGUGAUGAGGAUGAUGAGGGGGAUCUUUCUGAUGAAUCGUUGCAUGGGGUUGAUCCUAACAAUAUUAUCCCUGAUAGACCUCGCAGACGAACAUUGCAGCCCACUAUUUACCAGUACGAUGUAUCAAGUGAUGAUGAGAGUGAUGAUGACAGUGAUUAGGCUACUAGCCUAAUUCCUUGUUUUUGGUAUGAUCCAUGUGGAAACAGCAUUCUGCAGCAUGCAGACAAGAAGAAGAUAUGCUACAGACAAGUAGGAUAACUUGUUGAUAGGGUUCCGUGGGAUCUUAUGCAACUGCCUGGAUACACCACAUAACUAAGUGAGCAGUUUGUAUUUAAAGAAAAAAGGUUUGUAACUUAAAGGUGGUAUUGAAUCUCUUGUGCUGGCUGCAUAUAAGUAUGUUUAUGUGAGGCUUCUUAUGUUAUAUAUUAUCUGCUAGUUCUAGGUAAUGUAAAUGGAUAAGUAAGUAAUUUUCAAAGAUAUCUGCUAUUCUAUA
Messenger RNA from Cryptomeria japonica (Japanese cedar), 1522 nucleotides. RefSeq lists its product as uncharacterized. The transcript is spliced from 3 exons. Lineage: Eukaryota; Viridiplantae; Streptophyta; Pinopsida; Cupressales; Cupressaceae. The record is from RefSeq and is a predicted model, not a curated record. Bases 541 to 1188 code for a protein of 215 amino acids.